AUGAACCUAUCUUCAGAGCCCAGAACCCAGGAGCCCAGCUGCGUGGCCACCCCAGCUUCACCCAGCAGGUGGGAGAGCUACUGGAGCGGCACCUCCAGCCUGGGCCAACCUCUACCCAUCAGUCCCACGCUUCCGACCCUCAACAGGAGCAGAGGCCUCAGGACACCCGCCAACAUGUUCAUUAUCAACCUCGCGGUCAGCGACUUUUUCAUGUCCUUCACCCAGGCCCCCAUCUUCUUCACCAGCAGCCUCUAUAAGCGGUGGCUCUUCGGGGAGGCAGGCUGCGAGUUCUAUGCCUUCUGUGGGGCCCUCUUUGGCAUCACCUCAAUGAUUACCCUGAUGGCCAUUGCUCUGGACCGAUACCUGGUGAUCACGCAUCCACUGGCCACCAUCGGAGUGGUGUCCAAGAGGCGGGCAGCGUUUGUCUUGCUGGGCGUCUGGCUCUAUGCCCUGGCCUGGAGUCUGCCACCCUUCUUUGGUUGGAGCGCCUAUGUACCUGAGGGGCUGCUGACCUCCUGCUCCUGGGACUAUAUGAGCUUCACACCAUCAGUCCGAGCCUACACCAUGCUGCUCUUCUGCUUCGUGUUCUUCCUGCCUCUGCUUGUCAUCAUCUACUGCUACAUCUUCAUCUUCAGGGCUAUCCGGGAGACAGGCCAGGCUCUCCAGACUUUCAGAGCCUACGAGGGCGGUGGUAGGUCCCCCUGGCAACGCCAACGGCUGCAGAGAGAGUGGAAAAUGGCCAAGAUCGAGCUGUUGGUCAUCCUUCUCUUCGUGCUCUCCUGGGCCCCCUACUCCAUUGUGGCCCUGAUGGCCUUUGCUGGGUAUGCGCACGUACUGACACCCUACAUGAACUCAGUGCCGGCUGUCAUCGCCAAGGCCUCUGCCAUCCACAACCCCAUCAUUUAUGCCAUCACCCACCCCAAGUACAGAAUGGCCAUUGCCCAGCACCUGCCCUGCCUCGGGGUGCUGCUGGGCAUGUCAGGCCCUCGCCCAGAUCCCUACGCCAGCUACCGCUCUACCCACCGCUCGACCCUGACCAGCCAGACCUCGGACCUCAGCUGGAUCUCUGGACAGAGACGCCAAGCAUCCCUAGGCUCGGAGAGCGAGGUGGGCUGGAUGGACACGGAGGCAGCAGCUGUGUGGGGGGUGGCCCAGCAAGUGAGCGGACGCUUCCCCUGCAGUCAGAGCCUGGAGGACAUGGAAGCCAAGGUCCCUGUCAGGCUCCAGGGACAAAAAGCAGAGACACCUGUGAAGACCAAGGGGCUGCUCCUCAGCCAGGACCCCAGGAUAAAGGGUGCCCAUUGGCUCCCCUUUUCUUCCGGGACACAUCCAGCUCCCUCGCCUCCCCCUCAUACACGCAGACCCAGGAUCACCCCAUGAGCCUGCAGGCUUUGGAAGUGGCCCUGUGACCCAGGCUGUGCUGGAUUCGGGGCCCCACAUCACAAAACUGCCCUGCCACAUGCUUUGCCACCCACUGCUCAUCUCAACAGCCUGCACCCCAGGCUCAGCCCAGGCCCUCCUGCUUCCCGGAGUCAUCCGCCUCUCCUCAAAUGCUGUGUGCUGUGAUUGUCCAGGCAAUGACAAUGGCGAUGGCUCCGUGGGACACGCCAGCUAAUUAUGAGCUGCCUCUGCACCCGGGCUGGGCAUUUCACUGACAUGGGCAGGCCAGCACCACGUCUCCGGCAGGCAGCAGUGGAAGCCGAGUACUGACUCUCAUGCACCAGAAACUGUUUUCUCUGUGACCCCCCUUCCUGCUUCCCCAGUGCUGUUUGUGCCAUGGCCCACACUCUUGUGCACACAUAUAUUUUCAGGCACACUCUCUUACUUACUCAUGUUUGCAUGCACACCAAACACAUGUGUGCACACGCUGCACCUGUGGCUUGUCUCAGAUCAGUGACCUGAGGGGCUGUAUGGCUCUGACAGUGUAAAAGAAAAUAAAAAGCAGA
Molecule: messenger RNA, 1946 nt
Organism: Suricata suricatta (meerkat)
Lineage: Eukaryota; Metazoa; Chordata; Mammalia; Carnivora; Herpestidae
Gene: OPN4
Product: opsin 4
Exons: 9
Coding region: 1-1380 (459 amino acids)
Biological process (GO): G protein-coupled receptor signaling pathway; visual perception
Cellular component (GO): membrane
Molecular function (GO): G protein-coupled receptor activity
Source: RefSeq, a predicted model, not a curated record